Drosophila persimilis is the source of this 1989-nucleotide messenger RNA. Its product is annotated as sodium-coupled monocarboxylate transporter 2. Gene Ontology annotation, cellular component: membrane. Gene Ontology annotation, molecular function: symporter activity. Gene Ontology annotation, biological process: transmembrane transport; sodium ion transport. The record is from RefSeq and is a predicted model, not a curated record. Bases 38 to 1870 code for a protein of 610 amino acids. Lineage: Eukaryota; Metazoa; Arthropoda; Insecta; Diptera; Drosophilidae. The transcript is spliced from 8 exons.
UAACGGCCAAAUCGGUACUUACAGAACCACUGCCAGGAUGUCGAGCGACACGCCGGAUCUUAGAUUCGGCAUAACGGACUUUGUGGUCUUCACCGUCAUGCUGAGCGCCUCGGCUGGGAUUGGUGUGUAUUUUGGGUUCUUCUCGAAGGCCAAGAAUACCACCGAGGAGUACCUACGCGGAGGCAAGAAGAUGCAGACCCUCCCCAUUGCCAUCUCUCUGGUGGCUAGUCAGCUAUCGGGCAUUGCCAUUAUGUCCAUUCCCGCCGAGAGCUACUCGUUUGGCUUCAACUACAUCUUCGUGGUGCUGGCGAUGGUGCCAGUCAUACCCAUUCUGAUCUACAUCAUUGUGCCCGUAUUCUACGAGAACAAUGUUUCCAAUUGCUACGAGUACCUGGAGAUGAGGUUUAAUAAGCGCACGCGUCAGUUGGUCACAAUGGCUUUUGUGUUGAAUUCGUUCCUCAUGCUCCCCGUCUACAUGUUCAUUCCGUCGCUGGCCUUUUCCCAGGUGACUGGAAUGAAUAUUCACCUGAUCAAUAUCAUGGUCUCCUCGAUCUGUAUCUUCUACACGAUGCUGGGCGGUAUCAAGGCGGUGGUGUGGACGGAUGUCGUCCAGGGUGGCGUGAUGCUGCUCUCAGUAGUUACUGUGGGUGUCAUGGGCACCGUCCGAUCGGGUGGCUUGUCCACUGUCCUGGAGAAUGCCGCUGAAGGUGGCCGAAUGGAUUUAGACUAUAGACUAGAUCCUCGGAUUCGUUUGUCUUUCUGGAGCGCGAUGACUGGUGGCAUAUUCAUGUGGACAGGCCAUAUCGGCCUCAAUCAGAGCUGUGUGCAGCGCAUCGUCUCCCUGCCCUCGUAUUCCCAUGCCAAAAAAUCUCUGAUUAUUGCGGGACUGGGAUUCAUUAUAAUCAGUUUGUUCAACACCUUUGCGGGAAUCAUUAUGUUUGCCCGCUACUACGGCUGUGAUCCCAUUCUGGCUGGUCUCGUCAGCAAACCGGACAAGAUGAUGCCAUUCUUUGUGCAGGACAUUAUGGGUCAUUUGGCCGGAAUGCCCGGCGUGUUCAUCUCCUGCGUCUUCAGUGCAGCCCUCAGCUCACUCUCGGCCACACUCAACUCUCUGGCCGGUGUCGUAUAUUUCGACUACAUCAAGCCCCACAUCCGACACACAGAUGCCCGUGCGAAUGGAAUCAUGAAACUGGUGAUCAUCGCUAUGGGCGGCUACUGCAUCCUGGGCGGUUUCAUAGUCCAGAACUUCAACUCGAUUCUGCAGACUGUUGUGACUAUCACUGGUGUCAACACGGGCGCCGUGGUGGGGGUAUUUCUGCUCGGGAUGUUUGUGCCACGGUGCAAUAGCAAGGUGGCAGUGUCCAGCAUUUUGAUCAGUGUGGUGGGCAUGGUGUGGAUCAUCGCUAACGGCCAGAUGAACUUCAAAGCGGGCCUCAUCAAGUACGAAGUGCUUCCCAACUCUCUUGACCAGUGCGAGGCCCGCGGUCUGCACACGAUCUUGGAUGCCAUUAACCAAACUGCCGUAAGCCCAAACACUCCGAAACUGCCAGGUCCUGCAGCUCCAGUCACAACUGCCUUUCACAGCAAUCGAGACUUUUCCCUCUACGACAUCUCCUUUUACUGGUACAAAGUCGUCGGUGCGCUGCUGGUCUUCUUCUGGGCAGUACCCAUGAGCUAUGUCUGGCCCCCGGACCCCAACGAAAAGCAGAAUCCUAAGCUAUACUCACCCUUUGUUCGAAAGUUCCUAAAUCUUUCGAAUUCCGAACAGGAAAUGGAGGAGGUGCCGCUGCGGAAAGCAACAGUCCGCGAGAUUCCUGAACUUCGAGUGGAUGCCAAAGAAAAGGAAACGGAAGUUGGACUUGAACACUAAUCCGUUUUAGGAAUUUAGUUAAUCGUAGGCUGAAAUAUAUGACGUAGAAGUAAUCCUAGAGAACAAAUGUACAGUGGGAAAGAAAAAUCUAUUAAUAAAAGAGAUAGUGCCUAUUCUAA